Molecule: messenger RNA, 247 nt
Organism: Empidonax traillii (willow flycatcher)
Lineage: Eukaryota; Metazoa; Chordata; Aves; Passeriformes; Tyrannidae
Product: cortexin domain-containing 1-like
Exons: 1
Coding region: 74-247 (57 amino acids)
Source: RefSeq, a predicted model, not a curated record
ACACACCUGAGGGUUCCUGGGACACACCUGGGGGUCCCUUCCAGCCAGGACACCCCCUCCUGAGGGUCCCUGCAUGGAGAGCCCCCCGGUGCCGCCCGCCCUGGACGUGGACAGGGCCGUGGCCACGGCCUUCGUGGUGCUCCUGGGGCUCUUCCUCCUCGCCAUGACCGUGCGCUGUGCCCGGCUCGUGGUGGAUCCCUACAGCGCCAUCCCCACCUCCACCUGGGAGGAGGAGCCCAUCAACUGA